UGCGUCGGCCAUCAUGGCUUUGAGUAGGGACCGUGUCACGCGAACAUGUUUUCCAAGUGAAAAAUCUCUCCGGGCGUGUUUGUAAUCGUGUCAAAAGGCGAUGGCCACGCGAGAAUGAGGCCCUGAGCGCCCUCCGUGCGGGGUGAUCCGGCCGUAGGGCCCCAGCCAGGCCCAUCAAGACUCACGCCCCGACACCCGACCCCCACUUUCCCCCCCGUCACCUGGGUGGCUGUGCUGCUGGUCACGGCACCCUCGCCACCAAGAAACGACCACAUAACCUACCUGCCCACUCGGCAGUCAACAACGCUCAAAUUUUCUCCACUCCCGCUCGACCUAGACGACUGACAAGUGACACUCCGACUCUGUCAACAUGAGCAAACUCUUUAGGGCGCGCGCCCUGGACGCGUCCAAGCCCAUGCCCGUCUACAUGGCCGAGGAGCUUCCUGAUCUCCCCGAUUACUCGGCCAUCAACCGCGCCGUGCCUCAAAUGCCGAGCGGCAUGGAAAAGGAGGAAGAAUGCGAGCACCAUCUCCAAAGAGCGAUGAGUAAGGGCUUAAUCAUUCCAACCCCCGAGGUUACAAGCUUAGAAAAUGACGAAGCCUACGACAAAAUUUACCCCGCAGACUACAAGCUACCUCGACAACUUAUACACAUGCAGCCCUUUGCGAUGGAGCAAGACAUCCCCGACUACGAUAUGGAUUCUGAAGACGAGAGAUGGGUUGGAGCUCAAAGUCGAAAAAUGGAUUUGACCCCCUUCCAAUUCGAGGAGAUGAUGGAUCGACUCGAAAAAAGUUCGGGGCAGACUGUUGUCACUCUUAACGAAGCCAAGGCACUUUUGAAAGAGGAUGACGAUCUUAUCAUUGCAGUUUUUGACUAUUGGCUCAAUAAACGUCUCAAAACUCAACAUCCGCUGUUACUGACGGUGAAAACAGAGCAUCGGCUCGGUUCUGCGGUGAACAAUCCUUACCUGGCGUUCAGACGAAGGACAGAGAAGAUGCAAACUCGGAAAAACCGGAAAAACGACGAGACGAGUUACGAGAAAAUGCUCAAGCUCCGCCGAGAUCUCAGCAGAGCGGUCACUCUUCUUGAAUUGGUCAAAAGACGUGAGAAAACGAAAAGGGAACAUCUCCAUCUAACCAUUGAAGUCUACGAAAAGAGAUAUCAAGCGCAAGACUUCAAUGGGCAGAUUUUAUCGGAAGUUUCGGCGCUGAAGACAUCGAGACCAGCGUUCGCUCCGCUCUUCACAAACCAGUUCGGCGUCCAUCAAAACUGGGCUAAUAAAGUAUGUGUAAAGGACGAGACGAUUCCGAGGAAAGAAAAACGACAGUACAAGAAGCGAAAGCACAAAUCAGACUCGAGAAGCGGAUUGGACGAGGGUCGUGGUGGGACUGGAAGCAGCGGAGGUCGGGGAAGUCGAGCGCUUCUGGGCGGGCUGGACCCGUUGGCCAGUUCGGACGACGACAGUCCUCUUCCAUCUCAUUCGCAUUCUCAACCUUCCCUUCCCUCGGAUCGCGACGAGGAGGACGCGACCGACGAGGGUCAAUUCGCCUUCAAGAGGAGCCGACACAACACUUAUUUACCGCCUGUAUCAGACGGAUUUGGAAACUGGCCUUGGUGCGACCGAAGUGAAGGUGGCUUGGCGGAUAAAAGAUAUAGGUUCGCCCUGACGAGCAUAAGUAAACCGACUCCAAGGUGUAUCGGCCUCGCAAGACGAAGAAUGGGUCGAGGUGGCAGAGUCAUCUUGGACCGUUGUUCAGGUAGCAUAGACGAUAUCUGGUCUUCUUUGGAUUUCACGAUACACGAGCCAAAUCGUGAACUGACGGAUCCGACGGCUACUGCCACGACAACGACUGCCGUUAAGAAGGAAGUAUUGCACUUUCGACCAAAGACGCCGCCGAUGUCAACGCAGAGUGGCAGCGGCGAGUCAAGCAGCGAUUCGGACUCGGAAGUGGAAUCGUCCCUUCUGAGGCCGGAUCCAGCAACACCUUAUCCCUUCCCGCCCGAGGCGACGUCGAUUUGCGUCGACGUGGAGGCGGAUCGUCCCGGGGACGAGCCGCCCUUCACCACCGAGUUCAACAUCUCGGAAUAUUUCUCUCCCGAGGGUCUCUCGGACUUUGACCUGGCGGUCGGUGGUGGUACUUUGCCCGCAAACGAUUCCCCGAGUGAAUCGCGGACUGACGAACAACAUCAGCAGCCGCAGCUCGAUGAGCUGGGCUGCUCGCGCUUUUCCCUGACGAGCGAGAGCGACGCGAUCCUACCACCAAUUCCCCCCCGGCCAUCCCAGUGCAGUGCUAGUGAUAGUGUAAAUACAAACUCUUCUUCUUCUUUUUCAACGUCCCCAUCUUCCUCCUCCUCCUCCUCAUCCUCCUCGUUAUCAUUGUCAUCGACGACGUCGUCGUUGUCGUCGGGACUCACGAACUCGCUCCCCUCGAACGAGCAACAACAACAAAAACAACAACAACAACAAUACCAACACCCACAAUUACCCUCAUCCCUGACCCGGACGGAAGUCCAACAACUGACCAAGUUCCCCAAACACAGACAAUUAGCAAACAAUGGCAAUAGUGCUGCCUCGAUACUGUCCAAGUCCCUGACUAGUCCGACGAAUAACAGGAGUGGCGGUGGUGGUAGUAGUUCGGGAGUGAAAGUGUUGGGCGCGACGGCAACGGGACUUGGGAAUGGCCAUCAGAAUGGCCCAGUUAUUGUGCACAACUCAAAUGCGACAAACAGUCUGCAGAAUAGUCAUGUGAUGGCGAAUAAUAGCAGCCAGUCGACGAUUAUUCUGCAGACGCAGCAGAAGCAUCAGCCGCCGUCCAACAUGCUGCCACCGGGCAUCAUCAGCCAGAAUAAACUUGUCAGUUUGCGGCAACAGCAGCAGCAGCAGCAGAGCCAGGCCCAGCAGCAGCAACAGCAGAUACCAACGUCCGGGGAAAUUACGCUUAAUAGUAAUAGUGAAGGAAUGGACAUGGAAGUAGACGGUGUGGAGGCAUCGCCAUGCGAUGGAAAGCCGCCACAGCAGCAGCAGCAGCUAGUGCGAACGAGUAAAACCAAUUCACUCGCAAUGGAAGUGACAUGAUGCCUGCUAUCGGCACCCCUGUUGCUGCCAUUUCGACACUGGGGGCUUCGCUGACCUGACCUUAACCUAACCCAACCUUACCUUGCCGAUGUCUAUCCAAUCGUUUUUUUGGGGACUGGCCACAGACUGCGCACGCGCCGCAAAGCGUCACCGUCACUUGCGAUUGUGCGACUUUUCGAUUUUUCGAUUUUGCACUCAUGAUCGACGCUUGCUUUUUUUUUAUCCCACCACGACUCGAUGAGAAGCAAUAAAACAAGACAGAUAUUUUAUUAUUAUUAUUAUUGUUCACUCGAGAGUGAUUAUUUAUCGUCAACUGAAGAAAGAAAAAAAUAGUUGCGGCCAUGACUACUCGAAAAAUCCGAACCCUUCCAAAUUUUGAUGAUUGUAAAUGCUCUCGGACGUAUUUUGGAGGUUAUCGAUAUAAUCCUCUGCGCAGACUCAUGCGGUCAUAGAGGGCGCUGCGAAGGCUUGAAAAAUUGUGCACUUUUUUCUGUACAUAAGGGCGCUAAUGAUGAACAAGUCUAAAUUUUAUUAUUAAAUUAUAUUUAUAGAGUCUAGAAAUAUGAAAUUUUUUCAAAUUCGGGUUGUUUGCCAAAUUUAGAAAAAAUUUUUGUCAAAUUAUACGGACUUGAAAAAGAAACGAACAAAUUUAUCAGUAUUCUAAUUGAAAUCAUCGAAGUUUGGAAGAUUCUGAGUGCAUCAGAAAGUUUCUGUUUUCCAAGGGAGGCGGGUCACAAUAAAAAGCCUUUUCUUUUUGUCACAGCAUUUUGCUCAAAAUGAACGAAAACAGUCAUUUUUCAUUCGUAAUUCUCAAUUCAAGAUUUGCAAUUAUCUCUGAGAAAAAAUAUAAUUAUCCACAUUGACCCACCUUCUUUCGGAUUUAUUUCGAAAUUCGUCGCUCCAAAAAAAAGAGUACAAUAACUUGAAACUUGGACAAACUCGACUUAUUUCAAAUCGAAAUGAUCAAAAAUUGUGUUACUCAUUUCGAUAUGUUCAACUUUCGCAACAAAAAAAGAAAAAAAACCAACAAAAUAAUGCUCAAUUUAAAAGAAAAUUGUAAUCCAGUCGUGGUGCCGAAUUUCCAGACACGCCAAACUUGAAGAUUCGCGGAAUUUCUCUCUUGAAUUUCCGACGCAUUUGUUGCACUUGAUAUUCCAUAAGCGUAAGUCCUCGUUCUUCCAUGCAAGUAAAGCAUCUUCUCGAGCUUCGAAUCUUCACGACUCAUUUUUAUUAUUAAUUAAUCGAAAAAAGGAACCAAAAAUCGGGGAAAAAAUCAAUCUUUUAUUUCCAGAUUCUAAAUUUUUCAUUUACUUUCAGCCUCUAAAGCUGCAGUCUAAUCAGCGACGCACAUCUAGCGACACAUAUGUUGCGACGCACAUGUUGCGACGCAUAUCUUCGCGACGCACAUUUCCGAUUUUUCGUUCCUUUGCGUUUGUAACAAGAAAAAUAUGAUUUUCAACGAGAAAGUCGUGUCUGGAAAUGAAAAAGCCGUCGUCCACGGUUGACCUCCGUAAUUGGCGUCCGGACCUACGAAGUAUACAACGGGUAUAUCAAGAGACUCUUGUCUUUCAUGUUAGUAGCCGCGAACGGUUUAUACAAAAAAAAAAUAAAUAAAAAGUACAUAACGCUUUACGAAAUUAGGGUAAUAUUUAUUGGGAGAAGGUUCACGCCCGCCGACUUGUAAUCUCGCUCGAAAUAUUGUAUAAACAAAAAGAUUUCUUUUCUUUUUUUCCCCCCGUUUACUUUUGAUUGUACAUAGGAAAAUGUACAGAGUUUUGUCGACGAAUAGGAUUUUUAGUGAUAGAAAAAAAAAGAGUUAUAUUUUCUAAGAAAAAAAAAUGUAGACUUUCGGAAUUUUGUUCUUGUUUUUUGACUCUAGUCUUAGCGAGGCUUUUAAGUUUUGAUGAUUCAAGAUUUGGACGCUUUAAAUACGUUGGCUUUCGAAAUUUGGAUUCUUUUAAAAUCGUCUGCCUCCUUAUUUGCGUGAUUGCACAGUUUUUCCGGGAUUAUUCACUUUUUGUGUUUUAGAUUUCUCACAUUGAAAAUGUUUCUCAAUGAUGUUGGUCGAUGCAAAAUUACUUAUUGCGUAUAAAAAUAUACGAAUGAAAGCAAAAUUUAGAGAAAUUAAUUAGAAAAAUUGAAUAUUCGUUUCUAUCAGUAUUAAUUGUACAUAAUAAGUUGAGUUAUUGUAUAUUUUUUCUUCAAUAUUGUGUCAAAAUUUCAGAAGAUGCAGAGUUUUACAUCACCAACGGGCAUUUACUAAUUUUUUUUUUCGGGGCUGUUAAAUUUGAAAAUGAAAGUUUGCAAAUUUUGAAUGCUUUAUAUUUACUUUUACUAUUUUUAAAUUAAAAAGUGACUGCUGGUUUUUUUGGUCAGUUUUCAAGUUUGUGCGGUUUUCAAUUGGCACGAUUUAAAUUUUGAAAGCUUCCAAAUUUGAAAACUUUUGAAUGCGAUGAUAAACCACAUUUUUAAAAAUGCGCAGCCAAAAUAUGAAACAAUGAAGGCAAAUUUGGAUAUUGAAUAAUUACAAAAAGAAAAUCCUCACAGUUUAUAAUAUUACUGAGAAUGAAAAUUUGCGGAAAAUGAAUAAUUCAGGACGAAAAUAUUGUUAAGAUAAUUAUGAAAUAUGCAUAAUUUCACUUUAAUAAAAAUUCCAAAGUCGAAAAAAAAGAGAAAAUUUUAUUAAAAGUUCCAAGGAACGUUUAUAUGGACCUAAAUUUUUAGAAUUUCAAAAACAAUUUUGUAAUUCUGAAAGUUUAGGACCACACAAACUUUCCUUAGUGCUCUUUAUUUAAUUUCUAUUUUGAGGAUUAUUUUUCCAAAUUUAGGAUUUUUUUUAGUAAAAAAAAAA
Belonocnema kinseyi is the source of this 5927-nucleotide messenger RNA. RefSeq names its product enhancer of polycomb homolog 1 (gene E(Pc)). Lineage: Eukaryota; Metazoa; Arthropoda; Insecta; Hymenoptera; Cynipidae. The coding region runs from base 371 to 3076 and encodes 901 amino acids. Gene Ontology annotation, cellular component: piccolo histone acetyltransferase complex. Gene Ontology annotation, biological process: regulation of transcription by RNA polymerase II. The transcript is spliced from 10 exons. The record is from RefSeq and is a predicted model, not a curated record.